Molecule: messenger RNA, 1705 nt
Organism: Numida meleagris (helmeted guineafowl)
Lineage: Eukaryota; Metazoa; Chordata; Aves; Galliformes; Numididae
Gene: PRSS57
Product: protease, serine 57
Exons: 5
Coding region: 615-1541 (308 amino acids)
Biological process (GO): proteolysis
Molecular function (GO): serine-type endopeptidase activity
Source: RefSeq, a predicted model, not a curated record
UUAAGAAAUCUGCCCACUUCUGGCAUGAGAGCUCCUUAAAGCCCCGAAGCAAGCCCCGCUCUGCAGCAGGGGCACCCCGGCUCUCAGACCCCCAUCCCUGUUCCCCUUUGGGGUUCAGAGCAGGGACAGCAGCUGGUGGGGAUGAAAGGCAGAACAGCACACAGCGCCAGGCCACCGUCAGCCCUGGGGACGUGCUGGGGGGUGUCCCUGGGCCAUGGCGGGGCUCUGUUCUCACUUGCACCCACUGUGCCAAGGGGGAUUUCAUCCCAGUUAGCUCGAGGCAUGAGAUCAGCCAGGCACGGGCUGGGAAGCCGCGCUGCUUUCUCUCUUCCUUCCUUCAUCCACUCUGUUCCCAGCGAGCGCUCCUCCACUCCAGGGAAAGCUGCUGGGCAGUGCCACAGGCCUGGCUGGCCCCACAGCUCUAAGACAGCAAAACCGAACCCCCCCAUCACCCCUCAGCGUUGCACAGCUCCAUCCAAAACGAUUGCACAAGGCAGCAAUAAUGAAAGCAGGAAGCAGGGGGGUACCCGCCAGCACCCCCCCUGCAGGGUUAUUUAACCCCCCCAGCCUCAGGUGGCCCCACAGGAGGUGGCAGCGGCCCACGGUGCACCAGCAUGCUCGCUGCUCUGCUCAUCCUCAGCCUGGGGGGCUCCGCGCUGGGUCCAGCAGGCGCCCGAUGCAGUUGGGUCAUCGGGGGAAAGGCAGUGGUGCCGCACUCUCGGCCCUUCAUCGCCUCCAUCCAGAUGGACGGGCAGCACUACUGCGGGGGCUUCCUGGUGUGGCCCAGGUGGGUGAUGACGGCCGCCCACUGCCCCGUUCCCAGGGGCAACCCUUCCUUCCGCGUGGUGCUGGGAGCCCACAGCCUGGAGCAGCCCGAGGAGUCCCAGCAGGUGUUCGGUGUCGAGGAAUCCAUCGCGCACCCCCUCUACGACCCCCAGACGGUGGACAACGACAUCCGCCUGCUCAGGCUGAACCACUCGGCCACGCUGAACACAUUUGUGAAGCGCAUCCGCCUGCCCCGGCCACGCAUCGACCUGAAACCCGGCACCCUCUGCUCCGUGGUGGGUUGGGGGGACAUCUCCAACUACGGCGAGCGGCCCACGCAGCUGAUGGAGGCCAACACCACCAUCGUCAAGAGGAGCCUGUGUCGAACCCUAUGGAAAGGCCGUGUCUCGGGCAACAUGCUGUGCGGGGCGAGCCGCAACGCCACGCUGCAGGGCGUCUGCGCGGGUGACUCUGGGGGACCCCUGGUCUUCAAGGGGAAGGUUUACGGCGUCGUCUCGUUCUCCGGGCAGAGAUGUGGGGACCGCCGGUACCCCGACAUUUUCACCAAGAUUUCAAACUACAUCGACUGGGUGCAUCGCACUGUGCUCAGGCACCGCCAGCCUGGGGGGAAACAGAAGCACAAACCUGGCCCGGGGGGGGGCAAGGGGGGACCGGGGAGCAGCGAGGGGGCUGGCAGCUCCCAGGAGGGGUGGGGAGGGCCAGGCCUCCCGCGUCCCCCUCUGGCUCCAAGGGGCUUGAUGUUCAAUGGGAACUGACACCAGGGCUCAUCGCUCCUGCCUCGGUUUCCCUACGUGCACCAAGGUGACGUAGGGGACUGAUGGUAGUGAGGAGACCGGCAUCCCCCCGGCUGUGCAGAGAACCCCAGUGCCUCACUCCCCCCCUUGCUGCAUCCCCACUUUCCUCCCUCAAUAAAACCUCA